This is a messenger RNA of Fusarium mangiferae, 1221 nucleotides long. RefSeq lists its product as uncharacterized. The transcript has 2 exons. Gene Ontology annotation, biological process: transsulfuration. Gene Ontology annotation, cellular component: cytoplasm. Gene Ontology annotation, molecular function: carbon-sulfur lyase activity; pyridoxal phosphate binding. The coding region runs from base 1 to 1221 and encodes 406 amino acids. The record is from RefSeq and is a predicted model, not a curated record. Lineage: Eukaryota; Fungi; Ascomycota; Sordariomycetes; Hypocreales; Nectriaceae.
AUGGCAUCCAACAACUUCAUCCUCACAACCGAAGCUCACUCCGAAGCCCUACCAAACUUCCAUUUCUCAACUCAGGCCGUUCACGCAGAUGACUUUGUCAGUCCUCACCGGGCCAUCGCCCCGGCUAUGCACUCCGCUGUGAACUACCGCUAUGCCCGCAAUCCUGAUGAUCUCGUUGAGAUGGAAAACGACGACCCAAAUGCUCCAUUUGAUUCACACGUCUACUCUCGCUACACAGCCCCCAACUACAACAGACUUGAAAUCGUCCUCAAGACGCUGUUCAAGAACCCCGUUGUAUCAUACUCCUGCGGCGUCGCAGCUUUUCACUCAAUGCUGGUCGCCAUCAAUCCUAAGAAAGUCUUCAUUUCCGACGGUUAUCAUGGUGUCCACGCUGUCAUUGAGCUCAUGACUAAGCUCAACGGCCUGAAGAAGCUUUCGCUUGAUGAUCUAGAUCAAGCAGGGCCAGGGGAUAUGAUCCAUAUCGAAACACCGCUGAACCCAACAGGCGAAGCGAGAAACCUUGCAUUCUUUAGUGAGAAGGCCAAAGAGACCGGGGCAUUGCUUACGGUUGAUGCUACGCUUGCACCGCCGCCUUUGCAGGAUCCGAUUCAGUUCGGAGCGGAUUUGGUUAUGCAUAGUGGGACGAAGUAUAUCGGAGGACACUCUGAUAUGCUCUGUGGUAUCGUCAUCGUUUCUCCGCAGCAGGUUAAAUCCGGGUUGGAGCAGACAUUGAGAGAUGAGCGAAUGGUGUUAGGAAAUGUCAUGGGAAGUUUGGAAGGUUGGCUGGGCAUUCGAUCACUACGGACUCUUCACCUACGAGUGAUGCGUCAGUCGCAAACCGCCGAAGCACUCGUAUCAUGGCUCAACGCCGGUCUUUCAGACUCUUCAUCCGUCAUCGGCCGUAUAGUCCACAAGAUCUCACACUCGUCUAUCCAACAAGAUGCGGAGUGGUUGAAGGGACAAAUGCCAGGUGGUCACAGCCCCGUGUUCAGUCUAUGGCUGAAGAAACCAGAGCAUGCGAAGCGUUUACCGAGCAAGCUGUUCAUCUUUCAACAUGCGACUAGCUUGGGUGGUGUUGAGAGUUUGUGUGAGUGGCGUGCUAUGUCGAGCCGUGGUGAGGAUCAGAGGAUGUUGAGGAUCAGUACUGGAGUGGAGGACUUGGGGGAUCUAAAGGGAGAUUUGAUGCAGGCUUUUGAGGCUUUGUUGGCAGAGUUUCCAUGA